AUUACGACCAUGUCCGGCAUCGUCUCCAGAUGGCUCACCGGCGCAGGAGGAACGCGGUUCUUUACCCAGACAUACAGCGCAACUCGCCAGAAAGCCGUCCUCGUCUUCUGCCACGGAUUCAUCGAACACAUAGAACGCUACCAACAUGUCUUCCCGGUGUGGGCAGAUAGAGGGAUUACGGUGCUUGCGUUUGACCAGCGGGGGUUCGGUCGCACGGCGCUGGACGAGGAGAAGAGCAAGGAUAGCGUGUAUGGGAAGAGCAGCUUGCCCGAGCAGAUGGCAGACGUAGAAUGGGCCGUGAGUUAUGCGAAAAAUGAGCUAGCGGGAGGAAAACCAGUGUUUCUUAUGGGACACUCGAUGGGAGGGGCCAUUGUUUUAGGCUAUGCUACCCGCUCACCGCCAAUGAAGACGGUAUCUUCACUCGCGGGAGUCAUUGCGUCCAGCCCUUUACUUUGCCAGACGAAACCCGCGCCCAAGAUUUUGCGAUGGGUAGGCGGUCAAGCGAGCAAAAUAUUGCCGAACCUGACGUUCAAGGCAGAGGUCAACUCGGCCGAUCUGACCCAUGAUCCGGUGGUCAACGACUCGUAUAGCACCGAUCCCUUGGUGUACGAGAAAGGAACUUUGCGGCAGCUGAGGGACAUGCUCAACCACGGUGAGCAACUGCUUUGGAACGACUACAAGGACUGGCCGAAGGACCUCCCGGUCCUUCUGAUUCAUGGGACGGAGGACAAGGUGACGUCUUGCAAGUCGACCGAGGAGUUCUUCCAGAACCUGCCGGCCCAAGACAAGAAGUUGUCCUUAUAUCCUGGAGGAUACCACGAAUUGCAUAACGAGCCAGACGGGGUGAAGGAGAAAUUCAUUGAGGAGUGCAUCAGUUGGGUGGAGGCGCACCUCCCGGCUGAACCGAGCCCAUCACCUGCCGCGGCUGUGGUCGGACCAGCCAAGCUAUAGCCUUGCACUUCUCAACACGUCGAAAUCGAGAAUAGUAUACGGUUGAACGGUGGUCUUAAUUACGAGUAUGAAGC
Punctularia strigosozonata HHB-11173 SS5 is the source of this 1025-nucleotide messenger RNA. Its product is annotated as lysophospholipase. Gene Ontology annotation, cellular component: membrane. Bases 10 to 951 code for a protein of 313 amino acids. Gene Ontology annotation, molecular function: lipase activity. Lineage: Eukaryota; Fungi; Basidiomycota; Agaricomycetes; Corticiales; Punctulariaceae. The transcript has 7 exons. The record is from RefSeq and is a predicted model, not a curated record.